Messenger RNA from Sphenostylis stenocarpa, 504 nucleotides. The record is from the annotation of a GenBank genome assembly. Lineage: Eukaryota; Viridiplantae; Streptophyta; Magnoliopsida; Fabales; Fabaceae.
AUGGGCGUUGUGUUGAACCUAAUUGACGCCAUACUGCUUCUGUUCUUCCUCUUGAUAGCAGUGGUGGCUCCUCUCAUUGAUGCUCAAACUUGUCUUCCUCUCAGUUACUUCCCAGACAUUCUUGUCCAACUCAAGGAAAACUACACCCACGACUAUGGUGAUUACCUUGUGGCUGAAAAGCCACACUUUUUUGUAGGGCUUGUUUGGCUUGAGCUUCUAUUCCAAUGGCCUGUUGCACUCCUCAACCUCUAUGCCAUUCUCACUUCCAAGCCUUGGUUCAGCACCACGUGUUUGAUCUAUGGCGUUUCUACCUCUACCUCCAUGGUUGCUAUAUUAUCAGAAAUGAUGAAUUCCAACAGGGCAUCGGAUAAGCUUUUGACAAUGUAUGUCUCUUUCAUGGGUUUGGGUGUUCUGGCUUUGCUGCGAGGCUUGCUCACAUGUUCAUCCAAAUCAACUUCAGUUCUUGGCAGAAGACCUGCAUUGGCGAGGAAAAAGCGAGCUUGA